Messenger RNA from Rhodofomes roseus, 4106 nucleotides. RefSeq lists its product as uncharacterized. The coding region runs from base 387 to 4034 and encodes 1215 amino acids. The transcript is spliced from 6 exons. NCBI's taxonomy places the organism in Eukaryota, Fungi, Basidiomycota, Agaricomycetes, Polyporales, Fomitopsidaceae. The record is from RefSeq and is a predicted model, not a curated record.
UCAUGACAAUGUCACGGUACCGAGGCAGAUCUCAGCCUAUCGCAUUCGUCCAACUCUGAGGCUCUACAGCGGAACUCAAUGCUAUGCUCAUACUAAUCACCAAACUCUACUCGAGCCAGGGAGCCCAAGUCUCUCACUGGCAGGCCCGAAACUCGAGCAAUGACAGUCCGGGGAAUCAGGGUGAGUAUGAUGACAAUAUACUACGUAUUGUCAUGGCUUCGACCAUGUAUUUGACGAACCACGCAGUCGGAAUGAAACAUACCAACUCACACGUCCUAGCAUUACUGUGUGGUCGCACUGAACCACACAUUGAUUGACGCGUUGCGGGUUUUGUUCCAUAAUGCGCAAAAACCGAGAUUGACUUCACAGGCAAUAUCUCAGCAACAAUGAAGGUUCACGGUGACAGAUGCUGUAACAUCCGUGGCGCAAACAUGGCAGGGAAGGGCUCGCAGGUACCGCCUUCCGGUGCGCUUCGAUGUGGUAUUUGCGGCAGGCGUACAAAGACGCCUGGACCUCGCUCUCGCCAGCCUGUUCGUCCCCGCAUUCUUCCCCAAGACCAUCUGUGGUACCACCUUGAAAUGGUUCAGGAAGGUAGUUCCUCUCCGGGUACACCGAGAAGCAUGCAUCCGGGGACACCGAGGACGGGCUUUCCACCGACACCUCUGUCUGGGCGCCCGCGUUGGGAACGAAGUAUGGCUGCGGGAGAGACGUACACAGAGAAUCCCGGCGUAUAUGACUGCGGUAAAACAUCCCAUACGGCGUCGCCAUUGAGUGACGCUACCUGGGUGCAAUAUGAGGAAAGGUUCAGUCAUGUGGAUACCAAGUUCGUCAAGACUUGGGACAAAGAUCUUGAUACCCUAUUGCUCUUCGCAGCAUUGUUCUCUGCGGUUCUGACGGCCUUCGUGAUUGAGUCGUACCAAUAUAUGACGCCCGCCUCGAACAAGACUGAAGUGAUCUUGCAGCAAAUCCUCGUAGCACUACAGUCAAACGGUUCACUACCAGCGAACACUCACAUCCUAGAUGUAGAACCGGACGCUUCAGCAGUUCCCACUUUCGUUCGCAUCAACGUUCUUUGGUUCGCCAGCUUGGUCACGAGCGUCUCAACCGCGUUCCUCGCCAUGCUCAGCAAAGAAUGGCUUGCCGAUCUCCACGAGGGUCGCGAUGACACCUCCGCAGAGAUGCACAUGCGAGGACGGCAAAUCCAGCUGCGCUAUGACAGCAUGCGCGAAUGGCGACUAUCGCUGGUGCUUCCCUUCCUCCCCUUCCUUAUGCACGUUUCGCUCCUCCUGUUCUUUGCCGGCCUCGUGGACUUCUUGUGGUACUUUAACAAGACUGUCGGAAUCGUCGCAGCAAUAUUCGUCUCGGGGAUGGUCCUCAUCUACGUCUGGACGCACAUUCGGUCUAUCUUUAGCGCCACCUGUCCCUAUAAAACGUCGCUCACCUUCCUCAUCCUCAUAUUCGUCAACUCCGUGCGUAAGCGCCUAUCGUUGGACCUCCCUGCCGCGCUCGCCCGUGUGUGGGUUUUCAUGGCGGUCACAUACGAGGAGUACUGGACCUACAAAGACCCGGAGCUAUUCCGUGCCAUCUGGGACGUCCUCGUCGUGUCAUGGUUUGGACGGGCAUGGCGACGUUUGCUCACCACACUCGGUGACACACACAUCCUGCCGAAGAACUUGUGGAACCUGUGGGCGAGGCACAUAGGGCUUGGGCCCACCAACAUCGUUCGUUUACGAGAGGAAGCCUAUAUCUCAGGCCACCCAGAACUCAUGGAUGCUCGCGUCCUCGCUCGGAUGAUCGGAGCUUACCCCAAUAUCGGCGACAGCGCGCAGUUGGCCAGGGAGUUGUGCGACUUCCCUGCUCUAGUCCGGUACCGCGCCCUGUUUAUCGAUGCUGGCGCGAUCGACCUCCUGGUGCACCACAUCUUCGACGCCUAUCGACACUCGCACUUGUAUCCCGAUGAUCUCGGAGCCAAGGAUCGCGAUAUGGUACUUCACCAGUAUAAGGCUCUUGCACGGCUUUUGACCGAGGCAGAGACAAAUGACGCACGGACGGUUAUCUUCAAGAUACAGGGCAUACCCGUGCUGUGGGACUUCCGACUGCGUCGCGUACCGAGCUACAUACGCUUCUGGUACCACCCGGAGAAGACGCUCACCGACUCUCGUCUGUGCCGGACUGAUGCGCCCGUCGACUACGACCUCGAUGACAUCGUUCUGUACUCGCAUAUGCUGCGGCUGCAGCUUAUCGUAUCGUCGAACGAUUGGUACUCGAAGGAGGUGCAGUCCUCGGUGUUGGCGUUCUUCGAUCAAUUGCUCAAGCCGGACACGGUGCGCGAUCUCGACGAUGACGCGCUCACAGCGCUGGCGAACGCCACCAUCUUCGUAGGCAUGCGUCCGAUCAGGGUGGAACGCGCAGCGGUGAAAGGGAAGAAGACCGAGGCGGACGUCGAGAGCGGUACAGCGGUAGAUCCGGAUGACCAGGAGCGCAAGCUGCAGGCUGCGCACGCCUCCAACGCACUGACCGUGCUCGCAGCGCUUCUGAAGAACAGGCCAGAUAUGGGGCUCCCAGUUUUGCGCCAGAUCGGGUGGGGUAUCUGGAUGCUGUCGCGACCCAUUCCACGAUCCCUGUCCGGGCUCCUCGUUCCAACCAUAACCUCAUUCGACACACUUGCUCCUGCUCUGGCUCGUCUACUCUCGCAUCAAUGGGACCGCAACACGCUUAUCGAUUCCAUCCUCGUUUUGAUGACAUGCUUCCUUCCUUCGCGGUUCGACCAACAGCGUCAAUUGGGGUACUCAACGGACAGUAAUUCAGAGGACUGCCGCCAGUUGAUGCAAGCGCUUCUGGAGCGCUAUCCACAAUUCCUGCGACGCAUGCGGAUGAGUCUCAACCCGACGAUUGUGGCGAAGCUGUCAAACCUCUUGAACAUCGAUCUACAGGAUCUGCCAGCGUUCUGGGAAACCACCGACACUGUCGAAUCAUCCGCAUUGCUGAACACGCUACGCCAUGUCGUCGAUAUAUCCGGAAUUAUAUGGGAUUCCUCCGCUGGCCUUAUGCCAGAGGCCGACUUACCUCCUGCGAUAGAAUCCAGCUCGGACCCCACGGACUCGGAGCCAGCGAAUCUGAUCUCUGAGGACGAUCGCACCAGUAUCCUGUCAGCUACGCUUGACAUGCUGUGUGAUGUUUGCAGCCACCUCGAGCGUAUCAAGGCGACGAGGGCUCAGGACAUGCAAGCUAUCUAUAUUCUGGUCCUACGCUUCGUCUGCCGCGCAGCAACAGUUCACUUCCAGACGUGGGACAGACGGCCUGAUCUGGCACCGAUUGACGAGAAGGACAUCUAUGGCGCCGACGUCUCCGUUGCAGCUCCCGGACUCGGAGACAGGAAGGAGAGUGGGUUCCCUGCGGUGCAGAAGAGCUGGAGUUUCGGACUCGGAAAUGGCUCCGAGUCUGCGCACGAUCUAGCGGUGGAGAUCGAGCAGGCUUUGCGGGCUGCUAAGGCAGUCAUAAAGGAGGCGAAAGACGUUGUAAACAACCCGUUGGGCCUCAAGAUAAUCACCACCCUCCUCGUCACCAUCGUCAUGUUGCAGUGCAAGCCGGAAAACACAGACGACCCCGAAUGCGAAAGAUUGAAGUCUGACAUGCUUGAUCAUCUGCGACGUGAGGAUGCUGAAGGGGCAAUUGGCAGUCUGGCCCUGAUCCUCGACGGGGAAGAUCGCGAGUUGGUGGACAAGGCGUUGGAGGUCGUCCGUGAUCCUAGCCGCGCAGAGCCUGCGGAAGUGGGCCGAAGAAGCUCAUCUGAUGGGCGUGACGACGACAAGGGAAUCUUUCGGCGCGUGGGGUCAGACCUACGUUCGUUGGUCCAGAAGCGUAAGGCCCUAUCCAGAACUGCUAAUGAGGGGGUACGUCGCACGUCACAAAUUGUGGACACGAUCGGAGCCUUGAAACGAAUUCCCACAACCGAAACACACUCGCCUGAGAUUGUCACUGUGGUGGUAGAUACGGGCGGUGAUGGUGGAAGCAGCACACCUCAGCCCGAGUAGUCGGUUUGACUCUGACCCUCUGUUUGUAUACGUCGAUUUUUUUGUAAUGACAUACAGUAGAUUGUCACUGUG